UGUGGAUGUAUCCUCCGUGCUUAUCUUAUCUCACGAAUUGACACGGUGUCUCUCGUUGUAGCUCUCCGUAGUUUCGUUCAGUUUUCUUCUGGGAUCAGCCCGAUGUGUACCGUGAAAUUGCACGCACGCUUUCAAAUUCCACGUUCGAAUUGAUUAAUUUCUAUAAUAUACAAGCACGAUGUUUUAAUCUAUUGCCUUCGCUCCGGGAAGACGUAAUCGCGAUCUCCAUCGUUUCAUCGAGAUAACUUUCCCAUUGAGAAUACGUGACCGUUUUAAAGUUCUCAAUGCUUCGUCCAUUUUUCAAGAAAUCCGGACGAGAUUCGUUUCAUAUUGGAACGUUCAAUUAUUUGUUCCAACCAAUGGAUCUCGGAAAGGUGGAGGAAGAAACGAAACGUCGGACGAGUAACUCUUAGAUUUGUCACUGAGAAAGUGGGAGUUUCCAUUUUUCUUUCCCUCGAUUGGCUAAAUGGGACAAUUAUGCGAAAAAGGAUGGGCAGAAUUGGGCAGGCACGGGCUCAUUUUCAUACCUUCCUACCAAGAGGUCCUUUAUCCUCACGGCAGGUAGUGGAGAGACAACUCUAUUUUAUGAUAGAUAGUAGUUGAGUUGAGACAACACGGAUCAUUCUUGUGCGGCAAGUGUUAGGAUAAACAUCGGCAGUGAAAAUUGAAGCGUGCAUCAGAUAUUCAGAGUAACUGAAGUGUCAAGAUAUCAAACCUACGUGAUGGGAAAGAGGAAGAUCGCCGAACAAAAACCUAAGGAGAAGACGUAUGAAACGGCAGAUAUCCCGGAAUAUCGGGAGCCAACUGAUUUGGAGAAAGAAUAUCGUGAUUUUCCGGAGGAGAAGUUGUGGAGCCCGAGCGAAGAUGUCGAUAAGUGGUUUCCCGAUUAUAAUGUUAUGGCACGGUCUGUCUUGACUUUUGUGCAAGAGAAGCAGGGUGUUUCUAACGAGGAAGCCAUGGAAAACGCAUGUUCAGGAUUUGCGGAACAAUAUAUUACGGACGUUCUUUUUCAUUCUGAAUACUUGCCAGAAGUAGCAUUAAAAAAAUUACUCAACAAAGAAUUACCUCGAAAAUUGGUGGAAAAAUGGAGCCCCGAAGAUAUUAAAAUUUUCGAGAAAGGCUUUUUAACUUAUUGGUCAAAUUUUGGUAUAAUUCAGAGGAAACUGCUUCCGCACAAAAAUGUGGAGGACAUCGUAGAGUUUUAUUACGUGUGGAAACGGACCGAAGCCGGAAGAAAACUGAAGCGUUCCUGUACCCGCCGACCUAAACGGUUCACCAUGCGUCGUAUUUCCGCGGAAUUGUCAUUAAUAAAGAAGAAUUCCGCGAAAAAUUCCGUUCGAAAAGUUUCAAAAGCUCCUCCGAAGAAAAAAGGGAAGAAAAAUUGUAAAUUGGUGAGGAAAACGACGAGAGCUUCGAAAGCGAAUCAGAAGACGAAAAAAAAAAAUUGUUCGACCGCUAAACAAUAAUGAACGAACGAACGAACAAACGAACGAUCCUUAAUAUUGUGAUUAUGACAGCUUUCAAGACUGAGAAUCGUAUCUUCCAAGAUAUUGAUCACUACAUUCAUUUUCUUUCUUCUAUUCUACAUACAUCGCCCACGCCACAUUCUUUCUCAAACCAACA
This is a messenger RNA of Apis laboriosa (Himalayan honeybee), 1623 nucleotides long. RefSeq names its product metastasis-associated protein MTA3-like. Gene Ontology annotation, cellular component: nucleoplasm. Bases 723 to 1466 code for a protein of 247 amino acids. Gene Ontology annotation, molecular function: transcription corepressor activity; histone deacetylase binding. Gene Ontology annotation, biological process: negative regulation of transcription by RNA polymerase II. NCBI's taxonomy places the organism in Eukaryota, Metazoa, Arthropoda, Insecta, Hymenoptera, Apidae. The transcript has 5 exons. The record is from RefSeq and is a predicted model, not a curated record.